AUGCACAGUGUUCUCGCAGCCGCGCCGCUCCUCGCGGCCACGGCCCUGGCGGCCCCGGCGGCCCCGGCCAAGUACGACUACAUCAUCGUCGGCGGAGGCACCAGCGGCCUCGUUGUCGCCAACCGUCUGUCGGAGCUGAGCAACGUCACUGUUGCCGUCAUUGAGGCUGGUGGCUCCGUCUUCACCAACGAGAACGUCACCAACCCCAACGGCUACGGACUGGCCUUCGGUACCGACAUCGACUGGGCCUACGAGUCGGUCAACCAGACCUACGGCGGCGGCAAGACCCAGACGCUGCGCGCCGGCAAGGCUCUCGGUGGCACCAGCACCAUCAACGGCAUGGCCUACACCAGAGCCGAGGACGCGCAGAUCGAUGCGUGGGAGAAGAUCGGCAACAAGGGCUGGAACUGGGCGUCGCUGCUCGAGUACUACAAGAAGUCGGAGACGGUGCAGGUGCCGGACGCGGACCAGCAGGCGGGCGGCGCGACGUACGAUGCCGCCUACCACGGCACGUCGGGCCCGCUCAAGGUCGGGUGGAAGAACCAGAUGAUGAACGUCAGCUUCCCGGAGGUGCUCAACGCCACGUACAAGGCCAACAACGUGCCGUACCUGCAGGAUAUUGCCGGCGGCCACAUGGCCGGCUGGAACGUCUUCCCCUCGACCCUCGACGUCGCCCUCAACGUGCGCGAGGACGCCGCCCGCGCCUACUACUACCCCUUCCAGAACAGGACCAACUACCGCGUCUUCCUCAACACCGAGGCGCAGAAGCUCGUGUGGGCCCAGUCCGGCGGCGCUGAUGACACCGCCACGGCUUCUGGGGUCGAGGUCAAGGACAGCACCGGCAAGACGCGCACCAUCUACGCCAACAAGGAGGUCAUCCUAUCAGCCGGCUCGCUGCGCUCCCCCGUCCUGCUCGAGCUGUCGGGCGUCGGCAACCCGGACAUCCUCAAGGCGGCGGGCGUCGCCACCAAGGUCGCGCUCCCGUCCGUGGGCGAGAACCUGCAGGACCAGACCAACAACGGCUUCGACGGCACGGCGGCCAAGAGCUUCAGCGGCACCGCCGUCAACGUCGCCUACCCGGACGUCGAGGACAUCUUCGGCAACCAGACGGCGGCCGUCGCCGCGUCGGUCAAGAAGCAGCUGUCCUCAUGGGCGGCCGCCGCGUCCAACGUCUCCAACGGCGCCAUCUCCGCCGCCGCGCACAAGCGCUUCUUCGACAUCCAGUACGACCUCAUCUUCAAGGACAAGGUGCCCCUCGCCGAGAUCCUCAUCUACCCCACGGGCUCCGCCUUCUCCGCCGAGUUCUGGUCGCUGCUCCCCUUCGCGCGCGGCAACGUGCACAUCGACACCUCCCCAACAUCCGCGCCGCGCAUCAACCCCAACUACUACCAGUUCGACUGGGACAUGACGGAGCAGGUGGGCACGGCCAAGUACGUGCGGCAGCUGUUCGCGACAUCCCCGCUCAAGCCCCUGCUCGCCAACGAGACGGCUCCGGGUGCGGGCGUGCGGACCGACGCUGAGCUCGCGCGCUGGGUGCUCGACAAUUAUAGAUCGAAUUUUCAUCCGGUAGGCACGACGGCGAUGCUGCCGCGCGCGCUCGGCGGCGUCGUCGACCCGUCGCUGCGCGUCUACGGGACCGCCAACGUGCGCGUCGUCGACGCCGGCGUGCUGCCCUUCCAGGUCUGCGGCCACCUCGUGUCCACGCUGUAUGCCGUCGCUGAGAAGGCGGCCGACAUCAUCAAGGCUGAGGCUUAG
This is a messenger RNA of Diplodia corticola, 1755 nucleotides long. RefSeq names its product glucose oxidase. Bases 1 to 1755 code for a protein of 584 amino acids. NCBI's taxonomy places the organism in Eukaryota, Fungi, Ascomycota, Dothideomycetes, Botryosphaeriales, Botryosphaeriaceae. Gene Ontology annotation, molecular function: flavin adenine dinucleotide binding; oxidoreductase activity, acting on CH-OH group of donors. The record is from RefSeq and is a predicted model, not a curated record. The transcript has 3 exons.